Messenger RNA from Spirodela intermedia, 7676 nucleotides. The record is from the annotation of a GenBank genome assembly. NCBI's taxonomy places the organism in Eukaryota, Viridiplantae, Streptophyta, Magnoliopsida, Alismatales, Araceae.
AUGACGAGUAGGCUCUUGAGGAGUUUCCUUAGGAAUGCUCAGUCGGGUCGUCUUAGGGCGGGGGACGUGGGAGGCGGUCUGAGGCGAUCGAGCACCGCGGCAGGAGAGGCCGGGGCGGCAGGGACUCCGAAGUCGCCUGUGCAUUCUUCAAAGAAGGUACCACUUCAGCCUUGUUAUCUAUCUUCAUUCUCCGUUUUCUCUGGGUGUAUUUGGUUUCAUUUCUUGUGAGCUAUGCUAGUGUAUUGUGUUCCUUAUUCAUUUCGAGGUCCCAAGCAUUGCAUCAGUGGUUCUCCUGGUACACGUGGAUUGGUGCCUGCCCAUUGCUGUUCAUGCUUCGCUCUAUGGUUUCAUUUCUUUCCGCAGAUGUGUCCAAAGUUGAUCCAAGUUUUUGUGAGUUUUCGUCGGUGUGAAUGUAUAUGCGGUUUUGUUCACCGGAAGGGACAGAGAACUGCCAACUCCAUUCGUACAUUAUGAAAGAGUGAUAUUUGUCGUAAACAGGGUUUGGAUAUGGUGCGCCCAAGCAUUACUGAUGAGAUAUACUCUAUUUUGUUUUUGUUAAUCACUGUAGUGUGGAUAAAGAAAGAUGGAAACUCUACGACUAUAGUUAUUUAUGCCUCACCGUUGCCCCAUUGAAAUCUUCUUAUCGACAUUGGAUGUUGGAGAUGAAAUCAUUGUAUCCGUAGGACAUUGAAUUCGUUAAGAAAUUUCUCAGUCCUACAUCAAGUUUCCACCUUCUUUGGUAUGCUACACUGAUGGAUCAACGAAUGGCUUUAGAACGAUGACAAGCAUUAUGUUUAUGGGGUACUGUUUUCGCAAAUACGUGCCAGUCCUUUAUGAAAAUUUCGCCAAUAUUUUUUAAUCAAAAUAAUGUUUAAUCCCAAAUAUGGGUUAUUACAUGUGAAAGUUUACAGCAUGUGCGACUUGGUUCUUUCUUCUUGUGUUUCAAAUUCAACUUGAUUUUUUUUAGGGUAGGCUACUGACCGGAGCCAUGAUUGGGCUGGCUAUUGGUGGAGGGGCAUAUGUGAGUACUGCAGAUGAAGCUACAUUUUGGUAUAUUCAGGCUCUUCAUUUUAGUUUUACGUUCGAAUAACAGUGGUUAUUUCUCAUGUCAUGUGAUGAUGAUCGUACCAUUCCCAUGGCAAACGUGGCUUGUGAUUAGGAGCCAAGAUAGUGGCUAAAUUACUUAUCUUUCAUUUAGCACAUAUUUUGACUGUAUUCCUCUUAUUGUGGGGUGGAUUUGAAAUGAAAAAAAAGAUGAUCUUUUGCACUUAUUCCAAACAAGUUUGAAUAAUUCAGCUGAGAAAGAAGAGUGGUUCCUGAAUGUAAGAGUAAAGAACGAUGAUAGUCGUGCAAAGCAGACAAUCUUAGAGCUUCACAGAUUGCCGUUUUAUCAUCGAACACCUGUUCUUAUCACUCAGCCAUUUGGUUGAAAUUGUUAGAAUCUGACGAUAAUUUUCAUGGAUUUGUCAUUUUCUUCUGCAUGAGUGAGAAAUUCACUGCUAGCUGUAUUAUACACAUCUACUGGUAUUUAUCUCAAUGAUGUUAAUUUCAUUCUUUUUAUCUUUUUUCAGUGGAUGGCUAUUUUCUGCAACAAAAUACUUGAACCCUUUGUUUGCAUUGCUGGACCCUGAGUUUGCUCAUCGUGUAGCCAUACUAGCUGCAUCUCGUGGCUGGGUUCCAAGAGAGAAAAGACCGGAUCCGUCAGUAUUAGGGGUGGAAGUCUGGGGCCAGAAGUUUUCUAAUCCAAUUGGCCUUGCUGCGGGUUUUGAUAAAAAUGCCCAGGCUGUUGAAGGGUUGCUCGGGUUAGGCUUUGGCUUUGUAGAAGUUGGUUCGGUUACCCCUAUCCCACAGGAGGGUAAUCCAAAACCCCGCAUUUUCAGGUUGCCAAAGGAGAGGUACGAUCAAAUGUUGGAUUUUUUUAUUAUUCGUCUUAUUGCGUACUUGUGACUGAAUGAAUUAAGUUACAUAAACUCUCUAAUGGAUGCGUUCUUUCUUGUUCAUCAACAGAGCUAUUAUCAACCGUUGUGGGUUUAAUAGUGAAGGUAUUGUUGCUGUUGCGAGGAGAUUGGGUGUUCAACACGGUAAAAGGAAGCUGGAAGAAAGUACAAACUCUUCACCUGAUAAUGAAACUAAACAAGGAGGUAAAGCAGGUCCAGGUAUUCUUGGAGUAAACAUUGGCAAGAAUAAAAAUAGUGAAGAUGCUACUGCUGACUAUGUUCAAGGAGUCCACACUUUGUCCCAGUUUGCCGAUUACCUGGUAAUUCUCCUCCUAAAUCACAAUUUAUAUUUUACCGAAUUUAUGGCGUUACCAUUAUCUAAAAAAGCCUUAUAAUGCAUCUCUAAACCUAAUGAAAUAUUUCUUAAUACGGAGAUAAAAUUCUGUAAAAAAUACAGUGCAUGGUUAAUCAUAAUCUGGACAUGGGGUUUUGAAUCUUGGAACUUCUUCAUGUUAUUCGUCAUGUAUGGUUUAGAAAAAAAAACUAAGGCAAAAGUUGUACGGAGGCUACGGUCUGUUGUGUGUUCAUUCGUUGUUGUAUAUUGCUAGCGACAUCAUCGGAUGCUGCUUGCUCUGUCUAAUUGCUGGGUGUACAUCUAACAGACUGGGCAGCUUUUUCUGUUGCCUUAGACAUCUUAGGAAAAGAACCGAGACGAUCCAAUGGAGAACAAGUAAAACAAUGAGGGCUCUCUUCAUUCAGAAUGGCUAGGUUGGCAGAAUGUCUGGAUUUACACUUAACAUUUUGCAUGUUUGCAUCCUAAAUUGUGUUCCUGGUUUGGAGGAUAGCAAUUAUCGGAAUGGUAUCUCCCCUAUUUCGCCAAAAGCAUCUGAGACCUGCUCCUGCCGACAGCUUUUGCAGAUGAGAUGAAGACAUGGUACCAUCUUUAUCAGGCAAAGAAUGAACACCUUCAGCUAAACUAGAAUCAAUCAAACAUGAUUCGAACCAGUGUUCUAAUGAUCUAGUAUUGAUACCAGCUGGAAACUAUUAUGAAUUGUGUAGAACCGUCUGAAACUAGAGGAACUUUCAACUUUCUUUCUUUUUUGUCUUCUUGCUUUCUUUCAUCAUCAUCCUCCAUUCUCUUUUGUUUUCUUCACUCCAUCCUUUGCAAGUGUGUUGUAUGUCAAAUACAAUGAACACUCCUGAUGGUAAGAUUGAUUGUUUUGAGAUUCUCAGUUCGUUAAAGAUCUAACAGCAAUACAAACUAUUAACACAGUUGGAAGCGUGUUGAAGGCAUCAGAAUAUAAGAAAAUUCUACUAGAAAUUGUCUUGUUCUUUUCUUUUGGGGACAUUUUGUGUUUGACAAAAGUGGAUAUUAUAACUUUCUUCUGGCCAAGUAGUUCAGUAAAUUCACAUGUCUUGAUCUUGUUUGCUGAAUGUUUGCCUGUCCAUGGUCAGUUGAAAGUCUAUGGCAAGUGAAUCCUAUCGUACUGAGCUGAUUGUUUCUGCUAGUAAAACACAGAUAUUUUGAAUGAAAAGCAGUACCCUUUGCUGAUAUGUCUUUUUCAGUAAGCUACGUAAUUCCUUUUCGUAUUUGUCUUCGAAAUCUUUUUCUUCAUUUAGUAGAUUCCAUGAUUUUAAACAUGUUCUAUCUUUUGUUGACCAGCCCGUUGAUGCUUUGUUGGCAUCAAAUUUUGCUUCUCCCUUGUCCAUAUCAUUGCAAUAAUGUCAGUUGAUUUCCAAAUCGAUUACAUUUAGUUUUCCUAUUUAUUUCCAGUUCAAAAUAGUGUAAUAGUUAUGUCGAAACAGAACCCAAAAAUGGCCUUGCAUCCCAUUCCAAUUCUACCUGCGGUCACUAGGAAGGAAAGUUUAUGGUUUCAGGUUUGUGAACUUGUCAGUAGGUAUGUGAUUAAAAGGAUCUGUACUUUUAAGGGUUUACAAGUCGUGUAUGUAUCCCAAAAAUUGGUUUUCAUGCCAUUUAUAGAUCUUUUAUAAUCAAUGGAUGUGCCAUCUUUAAUCCUCUUAAUCAGACUUUUAUCUUAACACAUGCACUCUACUAUUAUUUCUACUUGGGUCUUACACAAGGAUGGUGGGAGAAGAGGAAGUAUCUAGUGGAAUCAUUUUCCUAAAAAUAAAAUACCCAGGACAUCUCCUGGAUUGGUUCAAACACCAAUCAGGAAAUUGUACUCACUUCGUUGGCUAUAUGAUCGCAUUAGAGGAAGUUCUCAGCCACUACUUUCAUGGACGCUUUCGAGUAAGAAAACUUAGAUAACGAAGGUUAAGGAGUUUUGCUUUAGGCUGUACUGCCUUGAAACUCAUGCAUUAAUUCAUCAGCUUUCUGUCGGAAUGAAUUAUGUUCUUCGGAGUAUCUCAUCUUUCUUCUUGCAUGGUAAUUUGUUUCCAUGCAGGUCAUAAAUGUAUCAUCGCCAAAUACCCCUGGGCUGCGUAAACUUCAGGGAAGAAACCAGUUGAAAGAUCUAGUCAAGAAGGUUGGAAACUUUUAACUACUUCCUUAAUUUGAAGAUUUAGGAUUUGUUAUCGAUCAUCAACUAAUCUGCACGUCCCUUGAAUCCUUGUUUCCGCUGUGCUUGUCAUUUUGUUGUAGGUACAAGCUGCUCGUGAUGAAAUGCAGUGGGCUGACGAUGGUCCUCCUCCCUUGCUCGUCAAAAUCGCCCCUGAUUUAUCUAAACAGGAUCUUGAUGACAUUGCGGCAGUAUGCAGUCAUGCCAUCUUCUAUAUCUAUUUUGUUACAUAAUUGUUUCUAUCCAACAUAAUAGUUUUCUUCGUUUUUUCCAGGUUGCUCUUGCCCUUCACUUGGAUGGACUGGUAAAUAUUCCCUUUUCAUGUAGUUCACUCGGAUAAUGCUUACACGAGGCUUGAGCUAUGGCCAAUUGUUUGAACUUUUUGAUGGUUCAAGAAAAAAAUAUUCUCAAAGAAUGAAAAUGUUAAAAUGUUGAUAUGGGCACGCAUGUGGAAUACGGUAAUGUUUGGAACUAGGAUUCACGGAGACCAUAUUGUCUACUUAUUUAUUCUUGAAUAAAAUCAAUUAAACAUGUCUGAGAUUGACUGCGAGAGAGCAUUUGAUUUUUUCUAAAGCACUUGAUCUUCUAUUAUGAUCCACUGGAUGGGGUGAAGCCUCCCUGUAGUUAUUAUUCCGAUUUAGCCGCUGUCAUCAACUGCUAAUUGAUUUUCGGAGUAAUGUCUAAGCGGAAUAACAAUCAGGUUAACUGAAUGAGGGCCCCACUCUAAAAGAAUCAAGCUCUCCCAACUCGGGUCAGUUUAAUUAUUUCUAGCCGCUGUACAUGUAGUUUUGCAUCGUGAUAUAAUUUGAGAAUGGAUUGUUUCAUUUGAUACCAGUCCGAAGCAGAAUGCUUUUUCCUGGAGUAAGUCUACAACGUUUAUAAUGCUAUCUCCUGAGUUGCUUUGUUGCCUGAGAGUUACGUAGGAAAUGCUCUAAAAUGAUGGUCUGUGCCAGGAAGAAGUAAUGUUGCACUGUCAGUGCUCAGUCAAAUCCCUGAAGGUAUUCCCUUUGUGGAAGAUUUUUCACCCAAGGUUUCAUCUGUUUAACUUUUACACCUUUAACCUGAACGAGACUCCUAGCUGAUCUGGUCCUAAUCAGAUUCUUGGGCCCAGCUUGGGCUUGAUGGUUGUCUGCCAGAAAGACAUCACCACGUAGUUCAGUGUGGUCGAAUUGUUUCUUCAUGUGGGAUUGCCCUGAAAUGUCUGUAAAGGUGGCUAAUUUAGAUGACAUGGAUGUGUGGCUGUUAAAAAUUGAAAUCACAUCCACGUAAAUAAGGAAGAGUUCAUUCAGGAUAUGGGAUCUUGGAAGCUCGUUCCCUUGGUAAGAUCUAAAUUGCAUUUGCUUGGUUCAGAUACACAUGUGAUAUACACAAGUGGAUUUAUGUUUAUUAAACUUACAAUAAGGGGAUUACUCUUGUUUUUAUUACCUGAAAGCCUACAAUUCUCUUUUGAUUGUGGAAGAGGUAAUGACAAUUCUACUUUUCAUCUCUGCUUAAUUUUAUUUUGAAAGUAUGGGACAAUUCUGUGCUUGGAAGUCGAUCACAUGCCCUAUUGAGGAAGAAUCUCCUCUGUGUCUUAUUGUUUAACAAUUUGAUGGUAGAGAAGAAAUCUCUACCACAUGUACGCACAUUUAGCUCCCAGCGCAUUAUUCGAUUACCGUGGUAGUGUUUCUUUAUGGUUCAGGGAGCAUCCUUUGUAGAAUAUCAUUGACAACAUGCCUUUUUAUUUAUCCUUUUUUGCCAGAGUGUCGUCUUGUUUCAUUAUGAAUCUUUAUGAUGAUUCUUCGACUAAAUAUCUCAGAUUAUAUCAAAUACUACUGUCUCAAGACCAGAUCCUGCAAGUGCCCAUCCUAUGGCUGGGGAAGCUGGUGGUUUAAGUGGGAAGCCUCUUUUUGAUCUGUCAACGAAUAUUCUUAAGGAGAUGUAUAUCCUUACUCGGGUAUGCGACUGAACUCUGCAGCAUGCCUUUAGCCUACGGAAUUAAUUUUUUGAAAUAUGAAUCUACUUUUUUUUAUUUGACGUGCUUCCUUUCUGCUUUCAGUUGUUAAUUUCUCUGCGUUUGAUUCAUUCUGAAUCUAGACUGUUAGCUGCUUUUAUGAUCUAUUUUGCCUGAUACUUGACAGGGGAAAAUUCCUUUGAUUGGGGUCGGAGGUGUUAGCAGGUAUCAGUUUCGGCCUUGUCUUCCUUCAUAUCUCUGUAAGAUUUACCGAAAAUUUCCCACUAAUGCACCAAAUGCAGGGGCGAAGAUGCAUACAAAAAGAUACGAGCUGGAGCAACACUUGUGCAACUCUACACCGCUUUUGCGUAUGAAGGACCUGCGCUCAUUCCUCAGAUCAAGGUAGCCUAUAUUAUCUGUUGAGGCUUUUGAGCUGUUGAAUUUAAAGUUUAGGUGUAAACAAACUUUUUGUUGCAAAUCUUUUUAGCGGGAACUAUCUGAUCUGCCCUUUUCCACCAGUCGUUUUCUUUCCAAAUCGAAAAAUUCAUUGUUUCCUUUAAAAUCGAAAAUCAUAAUUCCUCUUACUAAUGAUGCUAGUUUUGGAAAAAAAUCUUGAUCUCAUAAACCGUUGCCAUGAAAGCAUUUUAUUGAUGAUCAGGAUGAUUAUUUUAAAAUAACGUCGUAAAUUGGAAAAAUUUAUCCAUUUUAAAAUAUGUAAUGAUCAGGAUGAUUAUUUUAAAAUAACGUCUUCAUUACAUAUCUUGUGAGCGAUGAUGAUGAUCUUAGACGAUUUCCUGAAGGGUACCCAAUAUCAUCCAUUGCAAUCAAUUUGGCUGCAAAAGUCCACCCCCCAAUUAUGUCAACGAAGACUACGCAAUUUUUUUGGGCUUUGCAUCCCUUCAUUUCACCCUGUUUUAUUUAUUGCAAGUUGGAUAAAAAUUGACCUGUAGAGCACGUUGAGCUAAAUCAGAGGGACAACAUUGGAUCAUUUGGCAAAAAAAGGAACUUUAUCAUAUUCUAGAUUUCAUAACCUAGCUGGAGCAUUUCUCCUCUCCUUUAUCUUCUCCUUCUCCACCCCUCUUCUCUCCACUCUUUCACGUUGCAUAUUGUGGAUUUUGUUCAAUUUUAAUUUGCUCAUGCCCCUUUUGUUCUUCGUUGUGUAAUUCCACUUGAAGGAGUUCGUUUCUAUAUGUUUUCUUCUCAUUUGCACAGGCUGAAUUAGCGGAAUGUUUGGAGAGGGACGGCUUCAAAUCAGUUCAGGAGGCUGUGGGUGCUGAUUACAGAUAA